Molecule: messenger RNA, 1542 nt
Organism: Suillus subaureus
Lineage: Eukaryota; Fungi; Basidiomycota; Agaricomycetes; Boletales; Suillaceae
Product: branched-chain alpha-ketoacid dehydrogenase
Exons: 5
Coding region: 103-1398 (431 amino acids)
Biological process (GO): regulation of glucose metabolic process; protein phosphorylation
Cellular component (GO): mitochondrion
Molecular function (GO): pyruvate dehydrogenase (acetyl-transferring) kinase activity
Source: RefSeq, a predicted model, not a curated record
AGCGCUUACCAUCAAGCUUGCACUCCAUACUCGCUCCAUAAUACUAUCGAGAAACUACUACUCAGGAGACAAACAGAAAGAUUGAACUAGUUCCGCACAUUAAUGAUCAACCUUCCAGUGCGCGCCAUUACAGCGCGUACCGUCCAACGGCGGCGAUACCAUGUUCGUCGUGCACCGUUGCCACCGUCUGCUGAGUCUGCUCGACUUCUCGACUCGUUCGCAGCACAUCCGCCACUUCCCCUAACGCUCUCAGCCCUCGUGUCCUUCGGAAACCCUUUAAUACCUGCAUCUGUGCUGCGCUCAGUAACGUACGUACUCUCGGAGAUACCAAGACGUAUGGCCCGGCGCGUCCGCGCCCUCGAGGGGUUACCAUUCAUUGUUGGUACUAAUCCAUAUGUUGCACGAACUCUCAACGGUCACAGAGACAGCUUUAAUGUUCUCGCCACUUAUCCCGAAGUGCGCACACUUGAGGACAAUAAACAUUUUGUCGAUGAACUAGAUAUACUCGUGCAGAGACAUAGAAACGAUAUACCAACCAUGGCCAAGGGAUUCCAAGAAUGCUCGCGGUACAUGUCUCCGACUCAAAUAUCCAACUUCCUCGAUGGUGCCAUCAGAUCUCGCAUCUCUGUACGCCUGAUCGCUGAACAACAUAUUGCGCUCUCACACGCACUUGCCAUGGAUCCCGGCGCCGCAGAGGCUGGCGUGCUCGUGCACAAUGGUGUCAUUGAUCCAAAGUGCUCUCCCGCAGAGAUGGUCCGCAUGUGUGGCGCAUUCGUCAGCGAAUUAUGCGAGGCGACCCUCGGCGCAAGCCCCAACAUUACGAUCGACGGGUGUCCAGAAGCUACAUUCGCCUAUGUCCCUGUGCACCUUGAAUAUAUCCUCACCGAAAUGCUCAAGAACGCGUUCCGCGCCACCGUAGAGCACCACCACAAGCUUCAUGGUCUCGCUUCAUCCCAUCCCCUACCACCUGUACAAGUCACCAUCUCACCCCCCACACCACCACAUCCAUUCCUAUCAGUUCGAAUUCGCGACCAGGGCGGUGGGGUAUCAGCGUCCAACAUGGCUCGUAUAUUCUCAUACGCUUUCACUACUGCGGGGCACGCCGACGACCAGAAAGAAGAUGGUGGGCCGUAUGCCGCACAGCAUAUUGGUGGGAGCGCAGCCAUUGGGAGUGGCAGUGUAGGGGAAGGCGGGAACCUUUUUGGCGAGAUUACAGAGAAGGGUGUCCAGGUGGGCCUUGGAACAAUUGCAGGUUUAGGGUACGGGCUCCCUCUGAGUCGGUUAUAUGCAAAAUAUUUCGGUGGCUCAUUGGAUCUAUUUUCGCUUGACGGGUGGGGCAGCGAUGUCUUUAUUAAACUUAGGUGUUUACUAGACGAUGCAGGUAACGCCGAGAUAUAGAUCCAGUGGACUUAGUAAUGUUUAGCUGUAUUUCACACCCAACACUUGUUACUUUCACAAUCGUGUCUCUGAGCAGCUAUAUUACUUGAGUGUUUGCCCGGCGUCCUGUUGGCAAUAAUUAAUGCCUGAUGGCUUAAAUAUGGG